Molecule: messenger RNA, 315 nt
Organism: Necator americanus (New World hookworm)
Lineage: Eukaryota; Metazoa; Nematoda; Chromadorea; Rhabditida; Ancylostomatidae
Exons: 3
Coding region: 1-315 (104 amino acids)
Source: RefSeq, a predicted model, not a curated record
AUGUUACCCAUAUUACUGGCUUUUCUACAAAUCCCUUCCUCAAUAAUAGCAUUCUCGAAUGGAACGGAAGAUGAUCGUCGAGUCCAUUGCCCACGACCAGAACAGGCUACUAGCAGUUGUGAUGCUCCUAAUUUCUUCACAUACAGCGUAUGCUGCGGUGAUGAGAAUAUGUUCUGUUGUAUGCGCUUACAAUUACAUAUCGUUAUUGGUACAGCUAUUAUUCUUCUUGCGUUUCUAAUCGCUUUGGUCACAUGUUUUGUGCGUUGGAUCUGCCGAAUAAAGCGAAAAGGACAUCAAAGCUACGAUUUUUCGUAA